Messenger RNA from Paramecium tetraurelia, 384 nucleotides. RefSeq lists its product as uncharacterized. The transcript is spliced from 3 exons. The record is from RefSeq and is a predicted model, not a curated record. NCBI's taxonomy places the organism in Eukaryota, Ciliophora, Oligohymenophorea, Peniculida, Parameciidae.
AUGAACAAACUAAAAACAACAACAAUAACUAGUAACGAAUAAAUUAGAGAUGACAAUAUCCACCAAAACUCACUGGCAAAUCAAGAGUCUUUGCUCUAGGCAUAACAGACUAACCAAGAUGAUUAAUAGCAAAAUAUUGUACCUAUAGAUGACUAAUCGAAAGUGUAAUUGCCUUUAUAGAGUAAAUAGGAUUUCAUUGCUCAAAUGAAGGCAUUACUAAAAACAUAAUAACUACAGAAAACUGAUGAUGUUGAAAAGAAAGAUAAUGAAGUUGAGAACAUUCAAAUUGAAAAGAUUCCGAAGAGGACCAACAACUUAAUGCAAUUAAAUUAAAAAGUAAAGUUAAUAAUUAAUUGUGUAGUUUUAGCUAUAAAAAAGGAAUGA